Messenger RNA from Arctia plantaginis, 3351 nucleotides. NCBI's taxonomy places the organism in Eukaryota, Metazoa, Arthropoda, Insecta, Lepidoptera, Erebidae. The record is from the annotation of a GenBank genome assembly.
AUGGCGGAGGCUUGUAGGUUUCGGAAUCAAAACAUAGAAAGUAAAACCUCGAAUAAUCAAGAUGAAAACUUUUGUAUAUUUCAUGUAUUGUGUGUUUUUAUAUCACUUGUUACUAUAUUAGCCGAUUUAACUACAGAUAUCAUCGUUUUUGCAGAAUACUGCAAAGAUGGUCAUCUUUAUUGGGCCCUUGGAACUUUGAUAUUUAUAGUUACUCCAAAUAUUUUAAUUAACGUAUUCUCUAUGAGAUGGUUUUUAACUGAUCAAAAAUCUACUUUACGGCAUUGGAUAACACAUAUAUGUCUCGUGGGCUUAUUAGAAAGACAUUUUUUAUUUUUACGGAAAGUAUUUGUGUGCAAGAACUUAGAAACGAUCAAAACAAAUAAAUUAAUUUCACAAAGAAAUGAUUUAAGUUUGUUACACUUUUUGUAUGUUUUUAUUGGGACUGUGCCACAAAUUAUACUGCAAACUUACGCAGUUGUUACGCUCGAUGAAAAUUAUUACACAAAAGUAUUUGCGUUAACUGCUUCCCUUGCUUCCGUUAUUUGGGGGUGUUCUACGUAUAUGUACAGUAUCACUGUAUUUGCAAGUGAAAAUUUUAAAUGGUACUCCUUAAUGUUGAAGCUUAUAUGGCAUUUCGGUAUACUAAUAGGAAGAAUACCGGGAAUCUUGUUGUUUGCUAUAAUAUUCGGGGUUUGGACGCUAGUGCCAUUGGGUUUACAUUGGUCUGCUAUGACAUUUUGGAUUGUGAUGCAGAAGACCACAUUUUGUCCAAAUAAAAUAGAAGAGACCCUUUAUAACGUUGUUAUGGGCUUUGUGUAUUGUUUUUGUUAUAUAAACUUACGAGAAGGCCACACACGGUAUCGUUUAAUGUUAUUCUAUACACUAAUAGUAUUGCAAAAUUUUGGAAGUUUGUUCUUAUAUGUAUUAAUGUCUGAUAAUGAGCGACAGAGAAAGCCGUGGUCCAUUACUGCAGUUAUAUGUAUUAUAUUUGGGACAAUAUUUGGAAUUUCUGCAAUGAUCUUAUAUUAUAGAUAUUUUCACUCAACUGGACCAAUUUUGUGGAAAAAUACUCCAAAUGACAUCGAGUUAAAUAAUAAAGUAUCAUUUAGUGAAUCCAGUAAUAACAAAGAUCAUGGUUUGAAUCAUGUACGGUCCUUCAAAAGUUCGCGGCAAGAUGAAGGUGCUAAUAUUAGCCCUGGGAAAGAAAUAGUAACAGGACCCAUCCCCAAACAAGGAAAUGAAAACGCUGACAAAAAGUUUUUAUUAGAUCACUGGAUUGCCAGGUCGGGAUCUCCUACAUUUACAUCAGCACCCAUUGGUAACAAUAGUAUGGACAUUUCUAGUGUCGAAUUCUACACUGUUGAAAAUACCCCACAGACUAUCAUGCAGGAUGAAGACUACAGACACAAAAAUAACAAAAAGAAAUUGAUAUGUUUUCCUACUGAAUUAGCAUUGAAGUUAACGUCUAUAGACAGCUUAGAGAGUUCAAUUGAUGAAAUAACAUCUAGUAAUUUAAAUCUGCAUAAACGGAGAGGAAUAUGUUCCUCAGAUAUUCUAAAAGAUGACUUAACGAACAUUAAGCUAGAUGUUUGCAAUGCCGUCAACGAAGAUUUCAUGAAGUGUAUUAAAACUGAUAGCUCUGAAAUCAGCCAUGAUACUGAUGGUUCUAAUAAAAAAACCUCAUCAGACUCUAUUGAUAUGGAUCUAGAUUUAAGUUUCAGUGAUAUCAAUAGCUCUGAUAUAAAUACCUUUAACGAAAAUAUUGUUCAAAAGUUAUGUUUGAGUGCCCUUAAAAACAUCAAAGUGGGAAACCAAGACGCCGACAUUGAGAACAUUCAAAGAAUAGCUUUAGAUAUUUUGAAAGAAAUGUAUGCCAAAAAGGACAAAAACAAAAAUGGAAUAGGAACUGAUCUGUUUCCAUCCAAACCACGUGAACUUGAUACACCCACUGAAGUUUUAUCAGUUCAUGAUUAUGAGAAUAUUUGUGCCGUAAAUAUUGCCAGAGAAGCAUGGGGUCUACGAUCGUGGAACGGGUAUUCAGAUAUUGAAAACUGGCUUCACGAUGGAAGUGUAGUAAGAGAUCGAAGAAGGGAUACUCUAACCUCAGGCAGUUCUGAAAUAAGUAGUUGUGUAUCACAGGAUCUCAAAAAUGCCAUUUUAUCUGCUCCACCCUUUCCAAAGAAACCUCACACUUACUCAAAUGUUUUUGUAAAGUUUGACAGGACAAAUCAAGAUGAUUAUACUAACACGUUAGUUACCCAUGACGACACUUUCUUAGCAAAACCAUGUGUGGUAGAUGGUAGUAAGGAUCCAAAUCAUUUAGAACCUAUAAUGGAAGAAUUAGAUGAUUUAGGAGACAUAGAGCCAUCAAGUAAGAAGAGACUUAAUUCAGAAAGUUCCCUCGUAGCCACUAUAGACGAAAUACGUAAAUCAACUGCCACAAACUCUCCAAGAAAUUUAUAUCAUAGACGUGAACAUUUAUGGGAUUCCCCUCAGUUUAAUACAUCGACAAAACUUGAUACUAGUUUGAAACAAGCUUUAUGGAAGGAGCCCUCUAAAUUCGAGGGCAAUAUUAUGGAUUGUUUGCCAGAAAAGGAAAAUAGUAUGAACUUGUCUCAUAGGACAAAAUUUGAAAUGAAUAAAAGGGAAUUCAAUAUCAUAGACACUUCAUCCAUAUCAGUAGAUAGUCACUGUAUUGAAAAUGUCAUAACUUAUAAUAAAAAUACAAAUACCCGAAGACGUCAAAGGUCGAAUCCUAAUGCUAUUAGACUCCAGAACAUGAGAAUAAACGUGAAACCUGACCAAAAUCAACAUGACCUUUCUAAUAAAGAUAUCGAUUUUCUAUGGCAGUUAGUUUCAGAAAACUCCGCCCCUCCUAGUUCAAAUGAGGACUGUACUUCAAAUAAAAUAUCCUCAUCUUUACAGUCACUAAUUCAAAAAGAUACAGACAUGGCGGUAGUAAAUGCUUCAAUGUCGAAAAUGUCUAACGUAAAAAAGGCUACAAGAAGUAGACCCAGGCGUAAAUUUUCUAUUUUAAGAGAUAGGUUUGAACCCAGACCUAAUCUUAACUCUGAUGAAGAAAUAUUAUAUGGUUCUUGUGAUAUUAGCCAACCUCCGGUGGACCAUAAUACAGUUGAUAUGAACAGUAAGUUCUCUCUAGAUGAAGUUGUAGGCACUAAUCCUCAAAAGUAUAAGUACUGCAAUUCUUCCUUUGAAAGCAAUGAAAAUUUAGAGGCAGCCACUGGUUGUGAUUUGAUAAUGUCAAGAAAUAUUAAAGAAAAACGAUCAUUAUUCAUGAAACAAGUCUUAAGCCCACCUAAAUUUAAUACUAAACUUAGACAUAAAGUGUAA